AUUGUACGUACCUGCUGGAGCUCUUCGAUUUGGCCGGACUUUGCUUAGCAGCUCCACAGCCGUCUGGCCCGUCGCCUUCGUCCUCGCGCCUCAUUCCCUUUGCACACACUGCCCCUGUCCCGAGUCUUGGGCUAUCCAGACCAAGCAGCACGCAAGCACAUACGCGCUCGCCCGCUCCCACACGACCUCGACUUGAGCCACACAUCCUUCUCCUCUCACACAUCCUCUUCGCUUUUGGCUCCGUCGUCGUCGUCGUCGUCUCCCUCCUCCUCCUCUUCCUCCUCCUCCUCCUCCUCUUCUUCUUCUUCUUCGUUGUCUGCUUCUUCUUUUUCUUCUGCCAGUGUGUCAAUAUUCGCUUUUGUCGAUUUUGUCGCGCACGCCCUCGUCUCACUGCUCUCUGCCUCGUCCACAGUCCCGCACACAAACCUCUAAACACCCAAACCAACACAUCACAGCAAGAGGAAACACACCGCUCAAUUGCCGCAUGGGUAUCCCUUCGGUCUGCCAUUCGACCCUCCACCUGCUGCCCAUUCUCCCCUCUUAGAGCUUCCCGGCGGCAUUACGACGUACCUUUCCUCCUCCAUUCUCGACCUUCUCCAACCCGCUUCGGCAUCGUCGCCGUCCCGCUACGACGAACCACCCGACACCCACAAUGGCCCAGGUCCUGUCUCCCCAGACGACCGAGUCGCCGCAGUCGCCGGCUGUCGCAACCAUGUCGCCGGUAUCGCUCUCUUCGCCAUCCACUCACAAUCCGAAUUUCUCGUCGCUGCCUCCUCUGGUGACAUCGCCGCCCCCGCGCUCGACCAGCCAGCAAAGCGUUGGCCUGCAGCGCGUGCCCUCACAUCAGUACAAGCAACGCCUGUCCACUUACUCCGUCCGCUCAAACACGUCCGCCUCGAAUAACAGCCUCUUCCCCGCCGGCGGUUCGCGGCCGCAGUCCGUCGCAUUUCCCCAGUUUCACUCGUCGCUACCCUACGCUCUCGUUAGGGACUUUGCAUACCCGCCUUACCAUCUUCUGCACUACGGCGCUCCGCCCGAGCGCGAGAGCGGCCUGUCCACGCCCGCCAGCGAGGCCCAGAACCGCCGGCUUUCGGAUCCGAUCCCAACAUGGUCUGGUCAGAAAUUGCAGCGGGAUUCGGGCCAGCAGCAGGCCUGGUCCUCGACCGGCGACUAUCUGCCCAACACGUCGUUUGGCGACGGCGACGAUUACCAUCGCGACGGGCCCCCGUACAGCGAGGACGAGGAUUUGGCCAGCCCUGUGGUCACGAGCUCGAGGCACCGCAAAAACAGGUCGAAUCCGGCCUCACUCACGUAUCAUGGCAUGAACGGUGACGCCAGCCAGACGCACUACGGGGUUUCUGCGAGAGACGGUGCCAACGGGGUCAGCGGUGAAUUCGGCGCAUAUUCUGAGGCACCGGCAGAAACGACAGCAGACGGUUUGUCCGUGCCUACGAGGGAACGGCGGCGGGACUCGCACUUUGCGCAAAUGCUGCCGAAUCGCUCAUACGACCACGCCGGCUUCGACAUGAUGGCCUCAUCGCCUGACUCACCCAGUGACGACUCCGACUUUAUCGACGUGGAUGAAAAUAGGUACAGCCGUGACUAUCAGUUUACCAUCGCAUCGCCGGAUGAGGAGAUGCACGGACGUGCUGUUGCUCUCUUUGAUUUUGCGCAGGAGAACGAGAAUGAGCUUCCGCUUGUCGAGGGUCAGGUCGUGCUCAUCUCGUAUCGGCAUGGGCAGGGUUGGCUGGUCGCGCAAGACCCGAAGACGGGUGACACGGGUCUCGUACCAGAGGAGUACGUACGGCUGCUGAGAGACAUCGAGGGCGGCCUGCACGGGCUGAUGACAAAUGGUGCUGGUGGCGCGCCUCCUGUGGACGACGACACGCCAACCGAUUCGUCGGCCGAGGCUAAGACGCCGACCCAAUUGGAGCACCACCACGGACCACCUUUUGCAGACCAACAUCCAGCAACAAAGAAGGACGAGUACUACGCUCCUGUGGUGAGCACCUUCUCGACCAGCAGGGAAGACCUAGAGCCUUGGCCCCACCAUCUACUCGGUAGCCAGGUGACGACGCCGACGCUGCCCAAGGAGAGUUAUAGCCCGACAAGAAGGGGCAGCACUGAGCGCGCUGCAGGGAGCAGGAGCCGGAGUCCGGCCAAGAGGCAGGAGACCAAGGACGAGUCGUGACAACAACCUCCGUGCACUCUCCUAAUACAUGGCUCCCCAUUGUGCCUAGAAACACAUCGUAAACCUGAUGCCUGUGCCGAGAGGCGGAGUCGGAAUAUCAUACCUGAGUUUAGCUCAGCGCAUGCGUCAGAACGCGAAAGAGAGAGGCCAGGCCAGCAAUCUCCAAUGGGAGAAAGAUGAAAAGGCUCUGGCAUCUCUUGCUAUCUCGAGGUGCUUCAACGACUACCGCAAAAGACCACAAAUAUGUAUUUGUAUCGACUUUAUCUGACGAGCCCCACGAAUCUCUCUCUGCCACCCUUCGCGUAUCCUUCAGAUUAUCCAUUCAUCAAUACUUCAAUCAUCGACCCGUCGUCCUCCCAAAGGCGGAUCGUUUUUUUUUUAUUUAUACUAGCAUAGCGCAGCGCGGAGCCAAUGAAACACGUGUCUUGGGCAAUCGGCCCGCAGAGAUCGGAACGAAACAGGAAGCAGCCAUCGGUCGAGUAGAGGCGCCCAGGGGACUAAUAUCAAUUCAGCCUAAUGGAGACCGCAACCUGGCCGUGGAGAUAAAUUUAUUGGAGGUAGAUCAUGGCGGCGCUUUGAAAAGAGUACAGACACUGGCAAGGUGCCUACGUGUGAGAUGGAGUGAUGGAGAGCAGUGGGUGCUUGCAGAGGCAACAUCUAGAAUCGGGGGUGGCCUUGCUCUUAUUAGAGUCCUCACUUCUCCUCCGUCCCUCUCCCUCCUUGCUACCUUACGCUCAACCAAUGAGCAUUCCGUCAGCUCCAUUGGCCGUUGUGUCAGAAGAGGCGCAAAGGUCUGAAACGACGACGCACGGCUUCAGGCUUUAUCCACUCUUCUGGAGUCAGGAAGGAAAUUCUUGUUUUGGUUUUCGAUUUGGGGAAACUUUUUUUUUUGACUUUUCUUCUUCGCCCCAAAACGUGUAUGGAUAUCAACCCGUUUUUCUUUUGGUUUUGUACUGCUUCGUUCUUUGUUUGCCUUUUUGUCUCUGUGCUUUGCUUUGCGUUUUUACUCUGCUUUUUGCUUGACCUUUCUUCGCAGCGUCGUCCCUCACGAAAGAGGCUUGACGCGCAAGAGCACCGCGCGGCCCUUUGGUCACAAAGAAAGGCGCGCGCAUUACGGUUUGGCGCUGGGCGGCGCGAGGAUCCUUGGGGUCACUUGGGACUCCCGCGGUGGCGGAUCGGAGUGGCCGCGUUCAGAUGCAACGCGGGUGACGAGGCAUACGCCGCUGAUGUUAGCUUUUGACGAAGAUGAGAAUGAAAGAAGGAUUAGAUGGCU
This is a messenger RNA of Verruconis gallopava, 3464 nucleotides long. RefSeq lists its product as uncharacterized. Gene Ontology annotation, molecular function: protein binding. The transcript has a single exon. Bases 653 to 2191 code for a protein of 512 amino acids. The record is from RefSeq and is a predicted model, not a curated record. NCBI's taxonomy places the organism in Eukaryota, Fungi, Ascomycota, Dothideomycetes, Venturiales, Sympoventuriaceae.